UAGCCGACUUGUUUUGGAACAUGACAGCAAGUGCUCAGUCAUAGCAGCUCUUCGACAGGCUGACACACACCGUAGAGCUAAUAGAGGAGCGUUGCUGGAAUAUUCCAAGACAGUAUAAAAGCCUCUGGUCUUGUUCAUUGGGACAGAAGCACAGAAGAACUGAACCAGCUCAAAACAGCACUGAAAAUGCUUUGCCCAAGCACAUUUCAGCCUCACCUCAGCCCAUUCAUGGAUUUCCAAUGGCCAGUGCGCAGUCUGUGGCCGGAGACCAGACCUCUGUUCUUUCAGAUCGAGAAAGAAAUGAUGAGACACAUGCAGGAGAUGAGACACAACCUGGAGUUCAUGGAACGCCUGCACCAAAGGAUUUUCGAUGAGAUUGACCAUGUUUCACCCAUGACGACUUUCAAACCCAUCUCAUUCCAGCUCGGAAAGGAAGGAAGCCUCUAUGCACUGACGCUGGAUACAAAGGAUUUCACUCCGGAGGAGCUGUCUGUUAAACAAGUGGGCAGGAAGCUGCGGGUGAGCGGCAAGACAGAGAAGAAGCAAGACGAUGGGAAAGGAUCGUUCUCGUACAGAUGCCAAGAAUUCAGGCAGGAGUUUGACCUUCCUGAAGGUGUGAAUCCUGAGAUGGUGACCUGCUCUUUAAAUAAUGGCCAGCUACAGAUUCAAGCACCCAAAGAAGCCAAUGCUGUGAGCAACGAGAGAGUGAUUCCCAUUACAUACACUCCUGCUGUGAGAAGUCCUGAUUCUCAGAGCCCUCAACCUGAGAGCCAAGGAGCUGAGGCAGAGGUUACGGAUAAGUGAGCUUCGCCUCUGUCCCACAACGGAACAAAUGACUCUAUGACAUUCAUUUACAACUUGAAAGAUUCAGAAGACAUGAUUCAGUUCAAUAUGUUGUUAAACUGUAUUUCUUUUUGUUGAAUUUCAAAAAGAUGUUAAAAGAGAGAGAGAAAAAAAUUAUUUUGUGUACAUCUAAUAAACUAAAAACAAGUUUAUUUGCCAGAUUUUCACAAAAUAUUAUUCAGUUGGUAAAUAUGUUAAUUUGUAUUUAUUUAUUUAUUUAGCUAAUAAAUGGAUCUUCCUUU
Molecule: messenger RNA, 1085 nt
Organism: Carassius gibelio (silver crucian carp)
Lineage: Eukaryota; Metazoa; Chordata; Actinopteri; Cypriniformes; Cyprinidae
Product: heat shock protein beta-11
Exons: 1
Coding region: 187-804 (205 amino acids)
Biological process (GO): protein refolding; response to heat
Molecular function (GO): protein folding chaperone
Source: RefSeq, a predicted model, not a curated record